Trichobilharzia regenti is the source of this 915-nucleotide messenger RNA. NCBI's taxonomy places the organism in Eukaryota, Metazoa, Platyhelminthes, Trematoda, Strigeidida, Schistosomatidae. The record is from the annotation of a GenBank genome assembly.
AUGACUCAGAGUCCUGGAGUUAUUGUCGCCAUUGUAGCCUCAGUAUCAGCGGUUGUUGCUGUAACAGGAGUCGUCUUGGGACUUAUCUUCAGAGAGAAAAAGCCUAAGAAGACUCUUAUUGAUAAUGACACUAAAAUAAGUUUACGUGUGGUAGACAGAAAUUUCAUCACUCAUGAUACUAUCCGUCUGAAGUUGGGUUUGCCCACAGCUGAUCAUGUUUUGGGACUGCCUGUCGGUAAUCAUGUAUAUUUCAGUGCCAAAGUAAAUGGUAAUUUGGUUGUUCGACCAUAUACACCUAUCUCGCUGGACACUCAGAAAGGAUAUGCUGACUUCGUCAUAAAGGUUUACAAAGCAAAUGUUAAUCCUAGAUAUCCUAAUGGUGGAGUAAUGUCACAAUAUGUUGCCAAUGUUCCUAUAAAUGGAUAUAUUGACGUCCGCGGUCCAUCUGGAAAUUUAGAGUAUAAAGGAUGUGGUUUAUUCCAUAUUAAACCAGAUGCACGUAGUGCACCGAAUCCUGUAAAAGUGAAACGUGUGAAUAUGGUUUGUGGCGGUUCUGGUAUUACACCAAUGUUCCAACUUUUGUCGUAUAUUCUUGAUUCUAAGAAUGAUGCAACUCAAAUAGCUAUGGUCUUUGCCAAUGUGAGUGAUAAAGAUAUAAUUCUGCGUGAUGAACUGGAAAUCUUGAAAGACAAAUAUCCUAAUCAUUUCCGUCUAUGGUAUACCGUGAGCGACCCACCUGAACAUUGGUCGUACAGUACAGGUUAUAUUAAUGAGAAAAUGUUACAGGAGCAUAUCUAUCCAUCAAGUGAAGAUACACUCACACUUCUCUGUGGACCUCCACCAAUGAUUGAAUUGGCCUGUUUACCAUCAUUGAACAAGUUAAAUUAUCCUAGAAGUCUAAUUUAUGUAUUCUAA